CAAAUUAAAUUGGUGUGGCCUUAUAAUCACAUUUAAACAAGUAUCACAUAUCCUGCCAGCUUGCUUGAAAUGUGGACAUUUGUAUGUAUGUCUUUCUAAAGUAAAUGCCCACAUCCUGGAGUCAGGAAUUAUGAAAUUUACACUAUGAUGACAUUCCCUUUCAUGACUAUUUAUAUACAACUUUGGUCUGAGAACUUCACCAUCUGAUGUACAAGUACAGUAGUUGUUAUUCAGUAAUAGACGACAGCCCUACAAGAUGUGGUUCCUCCAUGUGCUCGUGGUGACCGCAGUUCUUCAGUGGUCAGUAGUGACCGGGGAAGGCCAGGCUGACCAGUUGACCCUGUCACUGUGCAGGGUUUGGGAGGAGUGUUUGGAGAAAGCUACUGAGAACAACUUGGAGAACUCUGAGCUGGGAACUCCCGAGGCGAUCUGUGGUGACUUUCUGGACAUGUUAGAGAAGCAUGGCGUGGAUUGUGGAACCUUGGACAACCCUGAAGAGACAGCUGAUGUUGGACAGGAGCUUUCCUCACUAGAACCCCUUCCUAAUGAUCAGGAACAGCAACAAGAGUCUGUACCGAUUCCUGGUGAUGAAGAAGAGACAAACAGAGAAGAACAUGGACACAAGCAACUCCUGCCACAAAACCAUCCAGCCAGCACUGACGACCUUUGGCGGACAACCUAUUUUGAUGACUGUUCUGAGAUUUAUACUGCUCAGGACAUGUUUGGUUCGCCAUCUAGUGGGGUAUUUCCUAUCAAACCUUUACAUGUUAACAACCCAGUUUCUGUAUACUGUGAUCAGACCACAGCUGGGGGAGGGUGGACGGUCAUACAGAGGAGGUUUGACGGGUCCCUCGAGUUUUUCCGUCGUUUUAAUGCUUAUCGAGAUGGGUUUGGAGACUCUAGUGGUGAGCAUUGGUUAGGGUUAGACAACAUCUACCGUAUCACGGCCCAGAACGCGUACGAGUUGUACGUAGAGCUGGAAGACUGGUCUGAGAAUGUGAAGUUUGCUCGAUACUCCAGGUUUUCAGUUGGUCCGGGUAGUGAUUACAUCCUGAGUGUGGGAGGGUACAGUGGGACGGCUGGGGAUGGGUUCUAUCUGUCAUUGACAGGUUCAUCAAGUAACAACAAUGGUAGGAAGUUCAGCACCCGUCUUAAUGACCGUGACACGUACUCAGGUUCAAUGGCAGAAUACUACGGUGGUGGCUGGUGGUACGGUUACAGCAGCCGCAGUAGCCUGAACGGUCCGUACUUCCGAGACACUGACGUGUUCAAUAUCAACAAUGGUUUUGGUGUCCAAUGGUAUCCUUUCAACAGUAUCCUAUACUAUUCUCUAAAGAAGACCAAAAUGAUGGUCCGUCCCACUGACUUCAGUGCAAGGGUUGCAAACCUGGGGCUAGGGAAGAAGUAAAAUCACAAACAUAACCUUCUAGGGAGAAGGUAUCAGUGGUUUGAGUUAUACAUGACUGUGUGCAAAAUGGAUUCACUUCAAUAGAACCCACUCUCACAAAACAUACAUUAAAGUUGCAAAA
Messenger RNA from Branchiostoma belcheri (Belcher's lancelet), 1529 nucleotides. Its product is annotated as fibrinogen-like protein 1. The record is from RefSeq and is a predicted model, not a curated record. Bases 257 to 1408 code for a protein of 383 amino acids. The transcript is spliced from 4 exons. Lineage: Eukaryota; Metazoa; Chordata; Leptocardii; Amphioxiformes; Branchiostomatidae.